AUGGCUUUUGCAGAACUCACCAAACCAACAACUGGAAAUGGCACGCACGCUCGGCGCAAGGCUAUUCCGGCCAACACUCGUGUUGCGGUGGCGGUCUUCCUUGCUACACGAAGCAAAGAGGGCCACCUUCGUUACGGCACGGUGUCGCUAGCAGUGAAGGUCUUCUACAUAAGCCGGGCAGCCAUCGAGCAGAUCUGGGCCCUCCGAAAUGAGCCAUCAUCCCUCGUACUUCCGCGCAAGGCGUAUCCGCGACGGUCUACUCGUCUGAGUCAACGCUACACCGCCAUUUAA
Phytophthora nicotianae INRA-310 is the source of this 291-nucleotide messenger RNA. RefSeq lists its product as hypothetical. Lineage: Eukaryota; Oomycota; Peronosporomycetes; Peronosporales; Peronosporaceae. The record is from RefSeq and is a predicted model, not a curated record. Bases 1 to 291 code for a protein of 96 amino acids. The transcript has 3 exons.